Messenger RNA from Spirodela intermedia, 3696 nucleotides. The record is from the annotation of a GenBank genome assembly. Lineage: Eukaryota; Viridiplantae; Streptophyta; Magnoliopsida; Alismatales; Araceae.
AUGGCGACCACUGUCUCCACGCCGCUCCCGCCAACAAUCUCGAGCUGCUCCCCCACGAGGCGCUCCGUUAUGUCCUGUUCGGCUCCAUCGUUUCCGCGCCCCAGAGUCCAGAUAAUCCACACUGCCGUGUCUAUUCCCCCACCGAGUUUCCGGCAUCUCUGCCCCUGGAGCGGGCUCAAGCACCUAGGGAUUUCAUGCCGGCACAGGAAUAGAGGUAUUCUUCUGGCUUCCUCAUUAACCGCCCCCCUGGUGGUAGCUACGGGAGGGUUCCUUCCCCCCUCCCCCCCCUCCAUAUCGCCUUUGCUUGUCGUCCUCUUACUCUUUUCUCCGUUGGAGCCGGUUAAAAUCACCAGUAUCUUGAUUUCCGUGAGCUAUAAUCUAAUGAUAGUCCGACUUGAUGCUGCCCUUGACUUGAUGUGGUGUGCUUCCCAGUGUUUUAGGGAACAAUGCUGCCCUUAAUUUUUUAAUGCUUAGGUUAUGGAUGCUGAUUAGAUGAAUGACUAUACGCGCACUUGAAGGGGAAGCUGAUUCCGGUUCUAAAUUACCCACGGUGUCAGAAAGUUCUUUGGUCAUCAAUUAGGUCACAGAUGUUGUAGAACGGAAUGUAACGUGCUUGAUGAUGAAUGGUACACGAGAUAAUGACAGUCCACAUGAGAAUUUAGUAAAUUUUGGUGAACGGAAGGCGCAUUUCAGUUUGGAUCUUCUCAGGCCAGUGAUUGGAAGCAUGAGAACAUCAUAUCUGGACGCUGAUUGCUGAUGUUCUCUCUAGGAUUGGUCAAACUAGCACGCAAAUAUCUUCGGCGGAGGAUUAAAUGAUUGUUUCAUUCGAUGACUGCCGCUGAUGAAAUGAACUGGACAUGGCCAAUUUAAUAAACUUUUUACUGGAUGUGAAGUCGUCUCAUUCAAUAAUGUCUACGCAGGAAGCUUAUGAAUCGAAAGAAAAAAAAAAACAUGAGUAAUUUUAAGAAACUUGAAAUAAACAAAUUAGUGUGGGCGAUGGAUAGUUUAAAGAAAAUAAAAGAGCCUUUUGCGGUUUGAAUGUUCAAGAAUUCUUCUAUCCCGGAACUCUUCAUUUUAAGGAAAGAUAAUUCGCAUUGGCCUUUAGAACACUAAACCUUGUUUGAUUUGGUUUUCAGCCUAAAGGCCAAGUUCCUAUGUUUGAUUUUUUUCAAUAGUUUUCUUUAUCACAACUUCAAGCAUGUGGGGUUCCCUCUGUAUUUUGGGCGGAAAAAUUCCAUUCUGCGGCAAAAAUAUGUCAAGAUCGCCGGAAUUAUCAGGAAAAUACAAAAAUCCAUGUAUAUCAAACUCCCAAAUGAGUUGGAUACUAGUCAAACUCCAGUAUGAGCAGGAGACAGGGUACAUGGAUGAGUUCCUCUGUCACCCAAUACUUGUUCCAGGGGUGGAAGAUGGUGAAUCCAGUUUUCUGGAACAAACUAGCAAAGGAAACAGGAAGAUCUGCAGACAAAAUUGAUAAAUUUCUACCAAGCACUAUCUUCGUAUGCUGUUGAAAAUGAAGAUGAUGGCUGAGCAAACCACCAGAGAAAUAUUGAACUUAGUGUCUCCAAUUCUAAGAUAUAUGGAAACUGUCUCUCUAUAAUCUCUGUCCUCCUUGUUCGCAUUGUUUUGCUCUCUCUUCUGGCAUUACUUGCCAAGACCAUCAUUUUUUUAAUGUGUAAUCUUUCCUCUAUUUAUUCCUGUGGCAUUUCAGGAGGAAAGGAACGAUACGUUGGUAGAAUACGUGCAUCUUUAUUUGGAGUUGGAGCUCCUGAAGCUUUAGUGAUUGGUGUUGUGGCUUUAUUGGUCUUUGGUCCCAAAGGUCUAGCUGAGGUAUGGAUGCUAUAUUUUUCUCGCCUCUCAAGCAAUUUCAAGCUUGUGAAUCCUGUUUGAUUCUUGAGAAUCUCCUUAUUUGACUUGAGAAGUAACUUAAAGAAGCUAGCCAUAUUCUUGAGCUGUAGAGGAAUGCCUCUCAGUCUUUGGGAUGCCCAGAGACGCCAAGUCAUUCUUCGAUCUUCAUAAUUUCGUCACUGAUUCAUGUCAUUGCUGUGGUCUAUUGCUGAACAGCGAAUCAUUUUCUCUCUGAUGUUACAUCAUUAAUGGACUCACUAUGAUCCGAAGGCUUGUUUCAGCCUAGGCAGGCUGUUGAGAAUAAAUUGUUGCUGUCAAUGGCAUGAGACUGACCAUUACGUAAAAGUGUCAUAAAAACUUUUAUGGACGAUUGUGUACUUCUAAGGCCACUGGGUCUCUUUCGCUCUCUCUCUCUCUCUCUAACCAGUAAAGUUAGUGUGACUUUAACGUACCCAUAUCUCUAUGUCAAAACUGGAAUCGACAGAGAUGCAUGUUUUCGCUUUUGAGAAAAUGGAACUCUAGAAUUUUGUGCAUAUUUUCCCGACAAAAUCACUGAAAAAUAUAUCCAAAUCUUGCACCACAAAUGAAGGGCAGUUUUUUGCACUAUUAUCCAGUGCUGAGAGAUAAGAGAGAUAAACAGGAAGAAUGUGUAAGAAUAGCGUAAAGGACACUUUAUGGUCCUUAGAAACUAUAGAGAGCGCCACCAUUUGACUUUGAUAAGUAAUGCCUAGCAUCCCCAUUCGGACAGACGUUUUCACUGACUCCCUCUCCCCCCCUGCUUUUCUCUCUGGCUUUCACGGUUUUCUGAUUCGGAGGAGUUACAUUUUUUAAAUAUCUUCCACAUUCUGCAUCUUAUUCCAACUCAGGUGAACAUAUCUGCUACAUAAGUUGCUUCAUUUAAUUUAAUAUCUCAUCCAGCUUUUGUAAAUCCAGGUGGCUAAAAACUUGGGGCAGACUUUGCGCGCAUUCCAGCCGACAAUCAAAGAACUUCAGGUCAGUUGAACCCAGAUGAACGGACUUAUAAAAUCCUGUCUGAUUAGCCAAAAUGUUACAGAUUGAGAGAUAGAAAGAUGGAGUAAUCUAUGGCGGAUAUUCAACUACUUUUUUGCUUGAAUUGCUUAUUAAUUAUAGGAAGUGUCGAGAGAAUUCAAGAGCACCCUCGAACGGGAGAUUGGACUAGAUGAAGUUCAAACACCCACAAACAAUUCUGCCUACCAAUCUACCACCUUCAAUCGACAAGCUACGGUUGAUCCCAGUGAGUGAAAAUUAUUCUGACUCCUGAUUUUCAAAAGAUAUUUCUAAACUUUAACAUGCGGAAAAAACCCUGCGGGUCUCUGGGAGGCUGCAUUUUCUCAAUCUUUUGAUGGUCCUGUACAGAAUUAUGUUGUAUUUUUUCUUAACAAGAAAAUUGGCGGGGAGAUGUUCUUAGGAAAACCCAAACUGUUCCUUGAUUCUGAUCGGCUGCACUACUUCAGAUGGGACUCCUGGGACUCCUUCCACGAGAACACCAUACUCCAGUGAAGAACUUCUGAGUGUCACAUCAGAGCAGCUGUCAGCAUCCAAUGUCGAGCCUCAGGCGCAGGCCAUCAACGUGGCAGGCCAACCUCAAGGUCUCAGAUAUCCUCAGCCUUCUCCAUGAAGCUUUUCCUUAAAAGGAUUCAGUUAUAUACUUUCAUUUGUUGUUUAUUUAAUUAUUGAGGUCAAAGGCUUGGAUGAUCCUUCUCAGGUGUGCCUGACCUUCAGUCUCCUGAAGCUGCAAAUACAACGUCCACUUCGACGACCUCUGGCUCUGCGUCUAAUUCUCAGACGACGUUGGAUGAGAAGCCUCAAACAGAUGGAGAUAAACCCUAG